Molecule: messenger RNA, 1056 nt
Organism: Impatiens glandulifera
Lineage: Eukaryota; Viridiplantae; Streptophyta; Magnoliopsida; Ericales; Balsaminaceae
Product: protein HEAT-STRESS-ASSOCIATED 32
Exons: 5
Coding region: 53-913 (286 amino acids)
Source: RefSeq, a predicted model, not a curated record
AAUUCCUGAAUUUCAUCUUGUUCUCGCUGAUUAGGGAUUCGAUCGAUCAUAUAUGGCGGCUUAUCGGUGGAAGAGUUUCAAUGAGAACGAAGAUCGUCCGGAAAAACCCCGCAGCUACGGCGUCACCGAGAUCAGAAGUCCUCACUACUCUCUCCUCACCCAAAAUCUUCUACAGGAUAUUUUCGAUAACAUGGGAAAUUUUGUUGACGGUCUAAAGUUUGCUGGAGGAUCACAUAGUUUGAUGGCCAAACCUUACAUUAAAGAAGUUACUGACAUGGCUCAUAGACACAAUAUAUAUGUCAGCACUGGUGGCUGGGCAGAACAUUUACUACGACAAGGGCCAUCGGCUUUCAAAGAAUACAUAGAAGAUUGUAAGCAGUUGGGUUUUGAUACCAUUGAGCUUGAUGCAGGAUCACUUGGAAUUUCUGAACAAAGUCUAUUGAGAUUCAUUCGAAUGGUUAAGAGUGGGGGUCUCAGGGCUAAGCCUCAGUUCUCUGUGAAGUUUAAUAAGUCUGACAUUCCAUUGAUUGGGAAUAGAGCAUUUGGUGCAUAUGUAGCCCCAUCAUCUAAAUCCUCAGAUAUCAUUGAAGAUGUAGAUCUAUUGGUUAAGAGGGCUGAAAGAUGCCUAGAAGCUGGGGCUGACAUGAUAAUGAUCGAUGCUCAAGACCUCUGUGAACAGGCUGACUCAAUGCGGGCUGACAUAAUAGCAAAGAUCAUUGGACGACUUGGACUUGAGAAAAUCAUGUUUGAAGCUUCCGAUGAUAAAACUUCUGAAUGGUUCAUUAAACAAUAUGGUUCAAGGGUAAAUCUCUUUGUGGAUCACUCUCAGGUGAUGGAUUUGGAGUGCCAUCGUGGCCGCAAUCUGGGUAAGGAUCACCUGUCGGUUCUCGGUUCCUCCUUUUUUCAAUUCUGAAAGUGUUUAGUCGCUCAAUUGUGUUGUUGUACUCGGAUUGAAUGCUUGUGAACCUAGUGAUGUCAUGUACCAAACUAUUUUGAAUAAAAAUGAACCCGUGUUGAUGUUACUUUGGAAUUAUUGAGAAUUUCUUUCUUAUGUGA